ACACUUCAGGACUCUAAUAAACCUUCCUUGCCCCAUUUCUUCUAUUUUUCAAUUAUUAACUCUCUCCCUCUCUCCCUCUCCCUCUCCAAUGGCGCGACUUCUCGGCGAAGCCAGCUCUCCGACGCCGGCGAACAGCUCCGACGCGACGGAUUCCGAUCUCGUCGUCAUCCUGGCCGCUCUUCUCUGCGCUUUGGUAUGCGUCCUCGGCCUCAUCGCCGUCUCCCGGUGCGCUUGGCUCCGCCGUCUCUCCGCCUCUGGUCCUUCUGGACAGUCUCCGCCUCCACCGCCGGCGGCGUCGAAUAAAGGGCUGAAGAAGAAUGUCCUCCGAUCUCUUCCGAAGCUGACGUACUCCGUGGAGUCACCGGAGUCUGAGAAAUUCGCCGAGUGCGCGAUCUGCCUGUCGGAGUUCGUCUCCGGCGACGAGAUUAGGGUUCUGCCGCAGUGCGGCCACGGAUUCCACCUAUCGUGUAUCGACACGUGGCUUGGAUCUCAUUCAUCAUGCCCUUCCUGCCGUCAGAUUUUGGUUGUUGCCAGGUGUCAGAAGUGUGGCGGUUUGCCCAGUAGCUCCGGUUCAGGAUCCGGGUCUGAACCGGAAACCCGGUUCAAGCAACAAGAAGAUGACCCCGGCACCUUCUUGCCAUGAUUUUCCAAAUUUCACCAUUUUAUUUUAUUUUUAUCUUCGUCUAUUAUACGUAUAUAAGUUUAAAAAUUAUUCUUCCCAUAAUUUUAGAGGGUAAGGUUACAGUGUAAUGUACAUAUUUUAUUGUAAAGUUUUUAUGUGAUGAAUUGAAAUCAAUAGAUUAAAAUGUUGUUAAU
Molecule: messenger RNA, 816 nt
Organism: Tarenaya hassleriana
Lineage: Eukaryota; Viridiplantae; Streptophyta; Magnoliopsida; Brassicales; Cleomaceae
Product: RING-H2 finger protein ATL80-like
Exons: 1
Coding region: 89-643 (184 amino acids)
Source: RefSeq, a predicted model, not a curated record